Balearica regulorum gibbericeps (East African grey crowned-crane) is the source of this 699-nucleotide messenger RNA. Lineage: Eukaryota; Metazoa; Chordata; Aves; Gruiformes; Gruidae. The record is from RefSeq and is a predicted model, not a curated record.
AUGUUUCCUUAUGUAGGUGAGAAGAAACUCGGUACGGUAAUCACUCCCGAUACCUGGAAAGAUGGUGCAAGAAACACUACAGAAAGCGGUGGCCGCAAGUUAAAUGAAAACAAGGCAUUGACCUCAAAGAAGGCAAGGUUUGAUCCUUAUGGAAAGAACAAAUUUGCAAUAUGUCGGAUUUGUAAGAGUUCUGUCCAUCAGCCAGGGUCUCAUUAUUGUCAAGGAUGUGCCUAUAAAAAAGGCAUCUGCUCAAUGUGUGGCAAGAAGGUCUUGGAUACGAAGAACUACAAGCAAACUUCUGUCUAACUGUAUUGAUUAGUCUUUUUAUGAACUUUAACUUCUGUGUCUUUGUACAGUUAGUUUUCUCUAAAAUAAUUUGUGAAUAUUACUUUCUGGAAGAGAAUACAUUUACUUGGAAUGAGAUGAGAGGUAAAGACAGCCUGAUUGUUUGCCUAGAAAUGUACAUGAUAUCUGGUUUUUGUUGUUUUAGCACUAAUGUUAACUGAUACUUUAAUGGUUUGCAGCAACUGAUACAGUUCAAAGUGAAUGAGGAAAUCCUAGUGGAUGGGUUGAAACUACGUUACCAUCAUAACACAGAUAUGAGAUUAACACUUGUAUUCUUUUGCAGUAUCUUGAGUCUUCUGCUUGUCUGAUAGUAAUAUUUUCUAAAUGUAUAAAAUAUAAGCUUGUAUCGCCUCA